Messenger RNA from Chlamydomonas reinhardtii, 1292 nucleotides. RefSeq lists its product as uncharacterized. Bases 51 to 1289 code for a protein of 412 amino acids. The transcript has 13 exons. The record is from RefSeq and is a predicted model, not a curated record. NCBI's taxonomy places the organism in Eukaryota, Viridiplantae, Chlorophyta, Chlorophyceae, Chlamydomonadales, Chlamydomonadaceae.
CCACCGCAUUCACCCUUAUUAGUCUCUAGGUGUAUUAAAACUCUGUUGCUAUGUUCCUCGCCAGCCAUCCCCUGGCCGCUGGGGUCGUCGCUCGCGCGAACGAGGCCCGGCAGCUAACGCAUCCGCUAGCAUCUUGCUCUUGCGCUCCUCGUUCGCGCGCCACUCUCUCGCGGAUCGCCAAGCAGCCGGAGUCUCAGCAGCGAGGCAGGGUUGUUCGCGCGGCAAACUAUGACUCAAACUUCCUGGAGCGGGAGCGCAAGACAAAUGCCGACGUCAACGCGGUGCGCGAUGAGGUGCGUGCUACGCUGCAGCGCCUCAUGACCGGGCUCCAGGACCAGGCCACCGGGGCCAAUGGCGGCGCGGGCGGCGCCGGCGGCCGCGACGCGGCGGCGGGCGCUGUGCUGGCGCGCCUCAAGGAGAAGCUGCGCAACGCCAUUGGCGUGAUGCAGGAGGGGCUGGUGGAGAGGGACGCCGAGGUGCGUCUGCUGCUGCUGGCGGCCAUGGCCGGCGAGCACAUCCUGCUGAUCGGCCCGCCCGGCACCGCCAAGUCCGAGGUGGGCCGCCGCCUCAACGCCCUCAUCGACGGCACCUACUUCGAGCGCCUGCUCACCAGGUUCUCCGUGCCCGAGGAGCUGUUUGGUCCGCUGUCCAUGCGCGCCCUGGAGGAGGACCAGUACAUCCGCCAGGUGGACGGCUACCUGCCCACUGCGGAGGUGGCGUUCAUUGAUGAGAUCUUCAAGGCCAACAGCGCCAUCCUGAACACGCUGCUCACGCUCAUCAACGAGCGCCUGUUCGACAACGGCAACAAGCGCGUGCCCGUGCCGCUCAUCAGCAUGGUGGGCGCCUCCAACGAGCUGCCCGAGUCCGAGGAGCUGGACGCGCUGUACGACCGCUUCCUGGUGCGGCGCCAGGUGCGCCAGGUGUCGCCCGCAGGUGUGGCGCAAAUGCUCACCUACUACAGCGGCAGCGAGGGAAGCGCCUCCGCCGCCGCGCAACGUGCCGCCGCCAUCCCACAGUCCAUGCUCCUGACGCGCGGCGACAUCGACAGCUGCAAGGCCGCCGCGCUGAGGUCGGUGCGCGUGCCCGGCUCCGUCAUCCAGAUGGUCACGGACCUGCGCACAUACCUGCAGGAGAAGAUUGAGCCCCCGGUGUACGUGUCGGACCGCCGACUGGUCAAGUCCAUUCAGCUGCUGCAGGUGGCCGCCUACUGCAACGGGCGUGAGUCGGUGACGGAGUACGACUGCCUGCUGCUGGAGCACGUGCUGUGGCAGAGGCCCGAGCAGCUAUGAUAC